AUGGGGCCUAACGAAGGUGCAAAAGAAUUUUAUAAAUUGGUAGACGAGGCAAGCCAAGAACUAUACCUUGGAUGUAAAGGAUUCACAAGAUUAUCCUUUACCAUCCGUCUUUACUUGUUAAAAUGCUUGCAUGGUUGGAGUAAUACGUCGUUCAUUUCUCUCUUAGAAUUAUUGAAAGAAGGAAUGUCACAUUUGAAUAUUCCUACUUCUUUUGAUAAAACGAAGAAUAUGGUGAAGAAUUUGGGUCUUGACUACCAAAAGAUCGAUGCAUGUCGCAAUGAUUGCAUGUUGUAUCGGAACGGGCAUGAGAAUGACUCAUCUUGCCAUGUCUGUGGAACAUCCCGUUAUAUUGAGCAUCAUGUAGAAGAGGACGAUGCUACCUCAUCUAAAAAUCCUCGUAAAGUUGCUACAAAAAUUCUAAGGCAUUUCCCCCUGAUUCCCAGACUUCAAAGGCUUUUUAUGUGCACAAGGACGGUUGAAGCUAUGUCUUGGCAUCAUAAUGAACGUGUUAAAGAUGGGUCGUUAAGGCAUCCUGCCGAUGGUGAAUCUUGGAAAGCAUUUGAAAGUCAACAUGAAUAUUUUGCAAAGGAGCCUCGUAAUGUGAGACUUGGCUUAGCAAGCGACGGAUUCAAUCCGUUUCGAACUUUGAGUAGUACACAUAGUACAUGGCCUGUUGUUCUGAUGGUGUAUAAUCUACCCCCUUGGAUGAGCAUGAAGCCUGAUUAUUUUAUGCUCUCUUUACUCAUUCCUGGCCCACAAUCACCGAGAAAUGAUAUUGAUGUCUUUCUUCAACCACUAAUUGAAGAAUUAAAAGAAUUGUGGGAGUUAGGUGUCGAAAUAUAUGAUUCCAAAGAGAACAAAACAUUCAACAUGAGAGCAUGUCUUUUAUGGACAAUUAACGACUUCCCUGCGUAUGCUAUGUUAUCUGGGUGGAGUACAAAGGAAAAAUUGGCUUGUCCAUGUUGUAAUGAUGAAACUUCUUCUAUAUAUCUGAAACAUAGCCACAAGACUAUUUAUAUGGAUCAUCGAAGGUUUUUACCCAUGAACCAUCCAUGGAGACAUAAUAAAAGAUCUUUCAAUGGGAAAACUGAACUUAGGUCUCCACCGCAGUUGUUAGAUGGAACAACUGUAUUUCAUAUAUUGCAAGGGGUAGAUAAUUCUUUUGGGAAGAAGCAAAGGAGAUCAAAGAAUGGCAUUUCAAAUUGGAAAAAGCGGUUAAUCUUUUUUGAUUUACCAUAUUGGAAGUUCAACAUGAUUAGACACAACCUUCAUGUCAUGCACAUAGAGAAGAAUAUAGUUGAUAGCUUAAUUGGAACUCUUUUGGAUAUUUCUAGAAAGACAAAAGAUCAUGCAGCUGCGCGUUUUGACCUUAAAGACAUGGGUAUCAGGAAAAACCUUCAACCAAGAGAUACGAAUGAUGGUAAAAGAACUAAGUUAGCAAAGGCAUGCUUCUCAAUGACUGCAGCAGAGAAAACAAUAUUUUGUAGUGCGUUAAAAGGGGCAAAGUUACCAGACGGCAGCGCUUCCAAUAUCGCUCGAUGUGUGCAGCAAACAGAAAAGAAGAUUUCUGGUUACAAGACCCAUGAUGCUCAUUUCAUGUUACAUUACUUGUUGCAAGUACCGAUCAAGAGCAUACUUCCUGACCAUGUUGCCAUUGCUUUAGUUCGCUUAUGUUAA
Messenger RNA from Arachis ipaensis, 1677 nucleotides. Lineage: Eukaryota; Viridiplantae; Streptophyta; Magnoliopsida; Fabales; Fabaceae. The record is from RefSeq and is a predicted model, not a curated record.